ACAAAAAUAAUUGAAAAUCCGAAUAUAAUCCCAUAUAUCAUCAUCAUGAAGGUUCACACGUUUAAUGUUGUAGUCCUUUACUGUAUGCUCUUAAUAUGCACUUGUUAUUGCUUCAACCCUAAACUAUCGUUCUAUAAUUCUUCCAAAGUUGAUGCAAAUGCAGAACAAUGGCAACCAGCAUCAGCUACAUGGUAUGGACCGCCAGAUGGCGCUGGAACAGAUGGUGGUGCUUGUGGAUAUGGUAGUAGUGUGGGGAAUCCUCCACUCUCUAAAUUGGUAUCAGCUGGUGGCCCUAAUAUUUUCAACAAUGGCGAAGGAUGUGGCGCUUGUUAUGAGGUGAAAUGCACAGAAAAUGAAGCAUGCUCUGGUGAAACAGUGACAGUGAUGAUAUCAGAUCAAUGCCCUGGAUGUCCAGCCACUCAUUUCGAUCUCAGUGGCUUUGCUUUUGGUUCAUUGGCAAAACCAGGGCAGCAAGAUAAUCUUCGCAAUGCUGGACGCAUAAACCUUCAAUAUCAAAGGGUUUCAUGCUCAUUUGGGCAGCCAAUAGUAUUCACCAUAGAUAAUGGGGCAAACCAAUACUACUUUGCAACCGAAAUUGAAUAUGAAAACGGGGAAGGAAAUCUUGUGGAUGUAGAAUUGAAGCAAGCAAAUCAAGAUUCAUGGAUUCCAAUGAAACGUUUAUGGGGUGCAAGAUGGGUUCUCAACCUUGGUUCUUUAAUGCAACCUCCAUUUUCUCUUAAGCUCACUGAGACUUCUGUCAAUGGCUCCAGCAAGACCAUUGAAGCUAACAAUGUUAUCCCUGCUGGUUGGCAACCUGGCCAAGUUAUUCGAUCAGCCAUAAACUUUACUAAUUAG
This is a messenger RNA of Arachis duranensis, 855 nucleotides long. Its product is annotated as putative expansin-B2. Gene Ontology annotation, cellular component: extracellular region. Gene Ontology annotation, biological process: sexual reproduction. The transcript is spliced from 4 exons. The coding region runs from base 46 to 855 and encodes 269 amino acids. The record is from RefSeq and is a predicted model, not a curated record. NCBI's taxonomy places the organism in Eukaryota, Viridiplantae, Streptophyta, Magnoliopsida, Fabales, Fabaceae.